This is a messenger RNA of Trachymyrmex septentrionalis, 336 nucleotides long. RefSeq lists its product as uncharacterized. The coding region runs from base 13 to 336 and encodes 107 amino acids. The transcript is spliced from 2 exons. NCBI's taxonomy places the organism in Eukaryota, Metazoa, Arthropoda, Insecta, Hymenoptera, Formicidae. The record is from RefSeq and is a predicted model, not a curated record.
UGCAGUCGCACGAUGGAAGCUUUCAGGAGAAUAUUUGGCAUGCUAGACAACCGAUCUCUCCGAUACGCUGCGACAGUUUCUUUGACGUGGAGAGGAAUUGCUGCCUUCGAACAGAGACGCAGGAAAACACGCGUCGCAAAAAGAACAAAACAUAAACUAACGUGGCGUUUACCAGUUCAAUUUUUCAAUGAGGCAUCUGUGACGUUUGAUGUGAACGAACGAGUUGGCUGUGCUGUUCAGCAGAAUCUCGAUCGUUCCCGCAAAUACUUACGCGCAUCGGACAACUUCAAAGAUAAGAAGAACAUCAAGAUGUAUAAAAGAAAUAUACGCUUUUAA